Lottia gigantea (owl limpet) is the source of this 735-nucleotide messenger RNA. RefSeq lists its product as hypothetical. The transcript has 3 exons. The record is from RefSeq and is a predicted model, not a curated record. Bases 1 to 735 code for a protein of 244 amino acids. Lineage: Eukaryota; Metazoa; Mollusca; Gastropoda; Lottiidae.
AUGGAGGAAGGAGACAGGCAUUCUGAAAAACGAAAAUCCCAUGGCGCUACACGACAUUGCUGUUAUGGAACAUGCAAUAGUGACAGUAGAUAUUCAGAUCGUGAAUAUAUGGAAGGAGUUUUUUGGGUUCCAUUUCCAAAACCAAAACGAAAACUCGAGAAAUGUCUUCGGUGGUUACGUGCUUGUCGACGAGAAGAUUUCCCAGUGGAAAAGGUUACAAGGUGGACAUAUAUUUGCAGCAAGCAUUUUGUGGGAGAAAAUGGACCGACUAAUAGCCAUCCCGACCCUAUUCCAGCAACAUUUACGCCGAAACAGGUUGAUAAGUUUUCGAGAAAGAGGAAACCACCUACUCCAAGAAGUGCCCCUGUGUCGAAAAAAAUAUUGUUGGAUGUAUCUGAAGCUUUGGUAUCCUUACAAAACCAACCAUUACCUGAAACCUGGACUGUUGAUGACAACACACCAACCAAGAAUAAAAACAUGUGUGAACCAAAUAAAGCUGUACCUGUACCUGUAGAAGACACAAAGACAGUUAUAUACACGGUUACAUCUAUACAUGAAGUUGGAACACAAACAGCUUUCCUUUGCAGUGAUGCACUCUCAAAUAAAAUUGAAAGAAGGCUAAGGAAAAUUGAGGCUUUGCAGCGCAGCAGUCCAAAAAAAGGACACACAAGAAAAAAGUUUGACUAUGACCAUUUGGUCGCAAAUGGCAAACUUUUUAAAUUCUAUACUGGUUAA